Messenger RNA from Asparagus officinalis (garden asparagus), 1005 nucleotides. RefSeq lists its product as uncharacterized. The record is from RefSeq and is a predicted model, not a curated record. The annotation marks the transcript as partial. The transcript has a single exon. Lineage: Eukaryota; Viridiplantae; Streptophyta; Magnoliopsida; Asparagales; Asparagaceae.
UCCGACAUCCACCGCCAAGCCACCCUUCAACUAGAACUGGAAGUCGACAGAUGGUACUCUUCCUUCUGCAACCUCAUCAAAUCUCAAAGAGACUACAUUCACUCCUUAACUGGUUGGCUCCGUCUCUCCCUCUUCCAAUCCUAUCACCAUCUCGAGUCCCUUCCCAAAACCAAUGGGCCCUACUCCUCCGACAUCUACUCUACUUGUGAAGAAUGGUAUCUUGCUCUUGAUCGCAUCCCUGAUAAAGUCGCUUCUGAGGGUAUAAAAAGUUUCUUGACAGUAAUCCAUGCCAUUGUCCUUCAGCAAUCCGAGGAGCAGAAGCAGAAGAAAAGGUCAGAAUCUGCCUUCAGAGAGCUUGAUAAGAGGGUGAAUGAGCUAAGAUCUCUAGAAUCUAAGCAUGGGCCAUAUGGGGACUUCUCAACUCAGAGAAGCACUUCACCGGUAAUGGAGAAGAGGGCAAAGGUGGAUUUUCUGAAAGUGAAGGCCGAGGAGGAGAAAGCAAAGUAUGAAAAGAGCUCAGGGAUGACGAGGGCGAUGACUAUUAAUAACCUUCAGACAGGAUUUCCUAAUGUUUUUCAGGCAAUGACGGGAUUUUCAAGUGUAUGCAAGCAAGCUUUUGAGGAGGUGUAUAGUCAUCAUACGAGCUCGAGGCAAGCUCUGAACUUGAAGCUUCUAACUUAGUGAAGAUAAUUUUUAGAAAAUGAUUAGAUGUAUGAAUUGUAUACAGUGUUAGAAUUCUAGAGUUAGAGAGCUCUUAGGCUUUUCAUUCAAGUUAUAACCUAUAAUGUUUCAGAAUUGAGAGAGAAUGAGGAGAGCAUGUAGAUUGAAGGUAGUAUUUAAUACAGUUCCUGGUUUGGCGAGCUUUCAUACCAAAUCUAGAGUUUGUUUCAGAGGCUUCACUGUGCUUUCGGUACUCUGUUCUAUUGCAAAGAGUAGAGAUUCAAAUGAUAGUAUGUCCUUGAUAAUUUUGGAUUUCUCAGAAAUGAUUCUCUCUAUCUGCAACAA